Molecule: messenger RNA, 933 nt
Organism: Serpula lacrymans var. lacrymans S7.9
Lineage: Eukaryota; Fungi; Basidiomycota; Agaricomycetes; Boletales; Serpulaceae
Exons: 3
Coding region: 1-933 (310 amino acids)
Source: RefSeq, a predicted model, not a curated record
AUGUCGUCGCAACCAGAUAUAAACAGUCUGCUGCACAACAUGUGUGCACAGAUUCAGGCGUUAACAAAUCAGCUCGCCGAGAUUCAAGCCGCCCCAGCAGCGGAAUCUACGGUUGAGCAAAAGUUCAACAAGAAAGUCGAGAUUGUUGCUGACCCCGGCGCUUUCAAAGGAGAUAGGGCGCGAUUUGCCGAAUGGUGGAUCAAGCUCCAGAUUUGGAUCAAAGCGAACUGGGACGCAUUCACUGAUGAUUUUGAAAUAGCGACGGCUGUGCUAUCAAGGCUGAAAGGACCUGUGGCGGGUCAAUAUGCCCAAGUAAGAAUGCAGGAGUGCUACACAGCGGGAGUGUGGCCUACCUGGGAUGAUCUCAAAGUCGAGAUCGAAAAAUACUUCAAACCCCAAGCUGAGCGUGACGGGGCACAUCAGCAAAUCCGUACCUUCAAACAAGGAAACAUGAGGACAGAUGACUUUGUUACCCAGUUUCUGGCCCUCUCCAUUCAAGGGGGUCUAGGGAAUGAACAUGCAGUGGAGUUGUUGAAGCACAAUAACCUUGCAGCAGCUGCUGAGGAGGUUCGAAAAAUUGGUAGGGCGAUAGAGUUCUACAAUAUGCAAUUUGGUGGCGGGUCCACCACCAAAAACAAUGUAUCCCAGAGGUGCCCUGGGUCAUCAAACCACCAUAAUCACUCUCACUGGUUCAAACUGUUUGGGCUGCAACCAGGGCAGGGAGCCCCUAUGGAUAUCGGCGUGAGGGACACAUGCCCCAAGAUUGCAAAAACGGGGUGCCGGCCGCCCAACAAAAAAAAUAAUCAAGGGCGCCAGGCACGCCAACUAGAAACAGAGAAACCCGACAAUCAGCUCCAGACUCUGGCCGGUCGUUCAUACGACGAGAUCCGGGCCUUCUUUUACAACCAGCAGGUCGCUGAGAUAAAGGUUUAG